AUGGCUCAGAUCGAGGCAACCGCCACGAACGCCCUCGACGCGGCGCUAACAGAGCUGCGGAGGUCGCCCAUCGAAGGGCCGCACCCGACGUCGGCGAGCGACGCGCGCGCCUGGGCCGACGCGCGCGGCUACGCCUGGGGCGACGACGCGGCGCACCUCGCCGCCUUCCUCGAGUGCGAGGCGCGCGCGGCGAAGCUGGCGGCGGCGAAGCGCGCCCGCGCCGCGCCCGCGGGCGCCGUGCGCAAGCUCCGCGCCGCCGCGCUCGCGCGGGAGCUCGGCGCGGCGGACGCCGACUGCGCGUCGACGGACGCGGCGCUCGCGUUCGCCGUCGCCCGGGCCGAGGCCGGCGGCCCGGCCCUCGGCGCGGACCCGGCGCCGGCGACGCCGGAGCAGCGCGCCAAGCUCGAGGCCGUGCGCGACGCCAUGCGGACGGACUACGGCCUGCGGCGGCGGAUGAUGCUCAAGCGGUGCGACGUCACGGUCCAGGCCUUUUUGUGGAGCGACUCCGCGCGGGGCAACGAGGACGCGAUCGUCUCCGCCGUCGCCGCGGCCCGCGACGCCAUCGGCGGCGAGCCGCCGCCCCUCGCCGUCGACGACGCGCUCGCGAUGUCCCGGCGCCGCGCGCGCGACAUCGCCGCGCGGCUCGAGCAGCCCAUCUCCGCCACGUCCAAGGUCACCGUCGACGCGCCCAUGAAGUCCGUCAUCAUCGGCGCCGUGCCGGACCGCGGCGGCCACGCCCACAAGCAGCGGCCCUCCGCGCGGGACAUGAUGCCCGCGUGGCAGCAGCGGACCGAGGGCGGCGGCAAGGGCGGCAAGGGCCGCGGCGGCGGCAGGGGCCGCGGCGGCGGCGGCGGCAAGGGCCGCGGCGGCGGCCGGGGCAAGGGGAAGCGUAAAUGA
Messenger RNA from Aureococcus anophagefferens, 897 nucleotides. RefSeq lists its product as hypothetical. The record is from RefSeq and is a predicted model, not a curated record. Lineage: Eukaryota; Pelagophyceae; Pelagomonadales; Pelagomonadaceae. Bases 1 to 897 code for a protein of 298 amino acids. The transcript has a single exon. Gene Ontology annotation, cellular component: tRNA-splicing ligase complex.